Molecule: messenger RNA, 1761 nt
Organism: Penicillium argentinense
Lineage: Eukaryota; Fungi; Ascomycota; Eurotiomycetes; Eurotiales; Aspergillaceae
Product: putative C6 transcription factor
Exons: 2
Coding region: 1-1761 (586 amino acids)
Biological process (GO): DNA-templated transcription
Cellular component (GO): nucleus
Molecular function (GO): DNA binding; zinc ion binding
Source: RefSeq, a predicted model, not a curated record
AUGUCUCUGGCGCAGAAGCAAAAGCCAGAUCAGUUUGUCGAUUUCAAUGCUGGGCCGGACGCAAAUGCGGCCACUGGCAGCUAUGAUACCCCGCCCUCAACCAAUGGCCGUGACGUCCAUGGCCGAUCGCCUCAGGAUACUGGCACGCUGGUUGUGAAGGACGAAGGUACCAGCUACUUCGACAGCGCAAAUUGGCGCGCCAUCCUGGAAGAGGUCUCAAAGAUCAAUGGCGUCAAGGACUAUAUCGGGGUUUAUGACGACGAUUCCGAUCAUGAAGGGGCAGAGGAGGAUGUUGACGGCGACACCUCUCCAGCGCUUCUCCUAGGGAUGAGCAGGCCAAUCUCUAAAGAUGAGCUCCUCGUCGAUAUACCUCCGCGCUCGAUAGCGGAUCGACUGGUCGCUCGUUUCUUCAAGACCACAGAGCCAUCAUUGAGUAGGUAUCUUCCUCUCCAAGUUUCUGUUCAUAUCCUAAUUGUAACAGUCGCUGUGCAUGGGCCAACCUUUCAGAGGGAAUACGAACAGUUCUGGAAAAACCCCCAGGACAUGUCUUUCACGUGGAUCGCAUACCUAUAUGCCAUCUUCGCGCUGUCGGUAUCUCAUUACCACCGCAGCGAAGAGCCGCUCCCGUUGAAUAUGGUGGAUCCAAUCAGCAUAUGGAAGACCUUUCGAAAGAGAUCGGCUCAGGGCUUGAUGCAGUCAAACUACCUCACCCCAGGCCGCUAUAAGCCGGAAGCUCUUUUUCUCUACAGCCUCACAGAAUUCUAUCGAAGUCAAGAUGCGCAAGCCGGGGUGUCGUACCUCUUUGGUAUCUUGAUUCGACUGACUAUGCGCAUGGGCUACCACCGUGACCCUAAUCACUAUCCUAGCCUCUCUCCGUGGGAAGGUGAGAUGCGACGACGCCUAUGGGCUCUGGUCUGCCAGCUCGACAUUUUGAUUUCUUUCCAAGUUGGGCUGCCACGGACCAUUCAGCCCUGGCAGUAUGACACGGAGCAACCAUCCAACCUCCAUGAUACAGAUUUCGAUGAAGCUACUAUGGAACUCCCACCUUCUCGGCCAGACAGCGAGCGAACAGCUUGUGCAUAUACAAGAUCCAAGUCUCGUAUCAUGAAGGUCUUCGGGCAAAUAGUCGACCUGGCAUUUUCACGGGAGCAAGCAUCCUAUGACGAGAUCUUGUCCAUUGAUCGCCGGUUGCAGGAGGCGCAUGACCAACUACCGCAUUUCCUUCAGUAUCAACCAAUCGGCCAGUGUAUUGCCGAUCCGACAGAGCUUAUCAUGAGAAGAUAUACCCUAGAGUUGCUCUAUCAAAAGUCUCGGGUGGUGUUACAUCGCCGGUAUAUGGCAGAACCCCACAGCAAGUAUUCAUACUCGCGAUCGGUCUGUUUGAUCGCUGCUCGGGAGACGCUGCGACACCAUUCAGAUGUCUACAAUGAGUCAUUACCAGGAGGCCAGCUCUACGCGGAACGAUUCUUUAUGAGCUCCCUUCAGAAUACUGACUUCAUGCUCUCUGCCAUGAUUCUAUGUUUGGAAAUCUCCCAGGAGAAUGAGCGUGAAAACGCUCUUAUGGGACCGCAGGAACGAGGCGAUCUUUUGUGUCUGCUGGAGACCACAUAUCGUAUUUUUAAGGAGACACGGCACCGAUCGGUCGAUACGCAGCGAGGGUAUGCCGCCCUGAAAAUCAUGCUUGGGCGGGUCAAAGGCAGCCCUGCCAGCUCCGACGAACAAAAUAAGCAAAUUGAUGGUGAGCUACUCUUCCAGUCAUAG